AUGACCGCAGUAGCCAGCCCUCCGACCUUCCCUCAGAUUUCUCGACCAGCAUGGGGCGCAAUUAGCGGUAGCAACCCCAUGGACCCCGACGAAGUGAGAGGCAUGUUCGCACCGCGAAAGUCUCUCUUGAGAACAAACUCUGCUUCAUCAUUGUCCUCCAACGCAUCAAACACGUCCGUUGCCACAAAUGGUUCACAGUCGAAUGGCACUUCGUUAUCUGCUGCGUCCGAUUUAAGUCAGUGGUCUGCAACGGCUGGUCCUCGAAAGCGACCGCAACCAAAGACGCCUUGGCCACCUAGCAAGCCCGACGUGCAACCGGACUACUCGAGGCUCCCCGCCAACCGACCAAACGGCAUGGCUGCACAUCACAAUGGACCUCAGCCGGGACCAGGCCAAAAUCAAGUGAUGCAGCAGCAACAGAUGAUGCGCGGCCCGAUGGGUGCGGAGCAAUUCCCUCCGGGCCAACCAGUCCUCUACCUACUGUCACUCAACGGCACGUUCGAAAGAAAAACUAUUGCUGUUCCCUUCGCGCCUGACAGCUUAAGAAUUGGCCGGCAGACAAAUCAAAAGACUAUUCCUACUGCUACCAAUGGCUUUUUCGACAGCAAGGUUCUAUCAAGACAGCAUGCCGAAAUAUACGCUGAGCGAAAUGGCAAGAUAUAUAUUCGAGAUGUCAAAUCUUCAAACGGCACAUUUGUCAAUGGCACACGCCUUUCACAGGAAAAUCGUGAAUCAGAGCCUCAUGAACUGCAGACGGCCGAUCAUUUGGAACUCGGCAUUGAUAUCGUGAGCGAGGAUCAAAAGACUGUAGUACAUCACAAAGUUGCAGCAAAGGUCGAGCAUGCCGGAUUUUUGUCCAAUACCAACAAUGUCUUGGACAUGAACUUUGGCGACUUGGACCCGGCCAACGGCACAAUGAUGAUUCCUAAUGGGCCUCUUCAGAUGCGUGGCCGGGCAAAUGGCCACGCCCUGAUGCCUGGCGCUGGUGGUCGAAUGGUGAACGGUGGCAUGAACAACCAAGGAAAUGGGAUGCCACAACAACGGUCCUUCUUCUUGGCACCAAUUGCGACGGAUCAAAUAUUAAAACGGUUAACGUCGGAAAUGAGGAAUGCUCGGCUGCAGGCCCAGGAUCUUAGUCGCACAAACCAGUUCGUGAAUACUCUGCUCACGAAAGAAGAUGUUAAGGAUCUGGAGAAACCUGAAGUGCCCGAACCGACCAAGCAACAGCAGUCACAACCGUCGGUGAACGGUGGCAUUCCCUUCCGGCCUGAUCCCAAGACGCGCUUCUCGGAACCACCCGCACCGCCACCACAACAACCACUGCCUGAGAAGCCAGAUGUGCCCUCACUAAAACGAGGCCCAACCGAGAGACCAAAGUCUGGUCCUACCAAUUCUGCGGCGGCGCGGCAGGAGAAUAUGAGUCAGAUCAUACAGCUUACAGAGGCGUUGAACAAUGCGAAGCGAGACAUUGAUACCCAAACAGCACGGAUGCGAGAACUAGAGGAGAUGCUUCAGAAAGAACGAGAGGCUCGUGAGCUUGCGGAAGAACUUGCGAAACGGCUUGAGGCGUCUGCAAAUCUCCAGAUGAACGGAUCCGUCAUAGCCCCUGCUGAUGUGACGAUGACCGAUAUUUCCGAGUCGGCUCAUGAACUGGAAGCCGAGGAAUUAGGUGAUUCAAGAUCAGCUCCGGAAGAAACAGAGCCACAAAGGGACGACACGUCCGCCAAGGAGGUGGCAGCUUCUCUGCAGUCUCGAAUUGACAACAUGGACGAGCAGAUGAAUGAUAUGCGAAUGCAGAUUGAGCACUGGAAGCACCGAUGUGAGUCAGCAGAGUCUGAGAGGGAUGAGAGCAGGAAAUCGCUGGUCGAAAUGGUUGCCCAGCUUCGUGCAGAGGAAGCCAAGCGAAUUGCUGCCGAAGAGAGACGCCGCUCAAGAUCAAGACCAAAGGCGACCGAGUCCAAGGCAGAUGUGACCGAGCAGGAAGCUCCAGCCAUGGCACCGCCGAAACCAGAAAAGCCCGACAAGGCAAGUUCUACUACCAAUACAUCCAACACAGACACGGAGGAUGGACCAACCCUGUCAAGAGCAAACACAAUCACGCCACUGUCUUCACAAAGAGGAUUUGUAUCACGGGACCAAUCAUUACAGGCCGGGUUGCCGUAUGCGUCCAUGCUAGGCGUGGUGCUCAUUGGAAUGGGUUUAAUGGCAUACAUCAAUGGCUGGCAGUCUCCGCCUCCUCGGAUAGAGCAAUGA
Messenger RNA from Metarhizium acridum CQMa 102, 2253 nucleotides. RefSeq lists its product as uncharacterized. Lineage: Eukaryota; Fungi; Ascomycota; Sordariomycetes; Hypocreales; Clavicipitaceae. Gene Ontology annotation, molecular function: protein binding. Gene Ontology annotation, cellular component: cytoplasm. The record is from RefSeq and is a predicted model, not a curated record.